AUGGGGGUGAGUUCCUUCAUUUCGGGCCUGAUUCCAUUAUCCGUUAAUUUCUCCGCUAGCGGUCUUCAUCUGGUUUCCGUGUUUAGUGUGGGCCUACUAAUCUCAACUGCAUUCGUUCUUAUCAUUCCCGAAGGACUAGAACAUUACACCGUUCAUGAGCCGAUAGGUUUAUGGCUCCUGACCGGUUUUAUCGUGUUAUUCAGUAUUAACUCCAUUACUUCCAUAUUCAGCUCCAACACGAACGUUCCAUCGCAAUUCGAACAAUCCUUUCAGCUAUCGCAUUUGAAUGAUGAAUUCAUACGACCAUUGUCGCCUCCAGAGUCCGCACAGGCCCAGCCACAACUGGAACGACCAUUUGUUGCUUCAAAACGAGAAAAAAAUAUGCUGUUAGCACCUUUCAAGAACCCAAGGACUUUAGGACUUAUCAUUCAUGCUCUAACAGACGGUAUUGCUUUGGCAUCCUCCAUAAUGUCAGAUUCAGACGACUCUGUGGACUUUACCUCUGUGUUUGUGGUUUUUGCAAUCUUUGUCCAUAAACUACCUACUUGCUUCGCUCUAUCCUCUCUGCUGCUUGCUAGUGGAACAUCCAGCAAAGAGAUCCUCUACCAUGUUGGAGUUUUCUCAUCAUCAUCACCGAUCGGUGCAAUCUUGACUUACUUGGUGGUGGCGUUCGUUAUCAAUAGCAACUUCAAUGAGGCUGCUGGCGAGCUUCUGAUCUUCAGUGGAGGAGCUUUUCUGUUUGUUGGUUUUCAUGCACUUCACGAGACCCUGGAUCAUAACCAGAGUUCAAAAGAUAGAAUUUCGCAAUUCAAGGGGCUUGGUCUGUGCUUACUGGGAAUGAUCAUACCUGCAUUUAUUGCACUCGUUAGGGACGAGGCAUAA
Molecule: messenger RNA, 882 nt
Organism: Ogataea parapolymorpha DL-1
Lineage: Eukaryota; Fungi; Ascomycota; Pichiomycetes; Pichiales; Pichiaceae
Exons: 2
Coding region: 1-882 (293 amino acids)
Biological process (GO): zinc ion transport; transmembrane transport
Cellular component (GO): membrane
Molecular function (GO): metal ion transmembrane transporter activity
Source: RefSeq, a predicted model, not a curated record